AAUUAGCAGGAAUAAAGAGCCAAGUGUUUUCCCCCCACACCGUGAUCAGAACUCAUUCUACCUCUGGAGCUCGCACAGAACCCCUCCGUCCUGCCCCCCCACCGCCACCACCACCAUACGCCCACCCACCCAGUCUGCACCCCGUCUUGUGUGUUUACUCCAGCCUGCCUUGCCUUGCUUGCCUGCCUGCAUGUAGCUUUAAUUACACUGUUUGCUAAACAACUUGGAAGACGGCUGCGCUCGCCUGCUCUGUCCUCUGUUCCUCCUUCCUUCGCCCGCACCGGAUCGUGCAAACACAACAACAGCAACAGAAAGGAGGAAUGCGUGCUUGUUUUUUUGGACUACCACUACUACAACGACACCAUUAAACCCGCCGAGACUUGCGCUGGAGCUGCAGCAGAAAUGUGGGGUGAUGAUGCUCAGCAACUGUAGCCUCUGCUAUGGACAUCGGUGAGGGAGGAGGAGGGGAUGGAGGGGGUGGAGAGGACAGAGAUGCGGACUUCGGUCCCCAAGCUUUAUCUCACCCUCCUCUGACCCUGGCAUGCAUCCCUAAGCAGGGGCCAGCCUCUGAUAGCUCAACCGGGGCCCCUGCCAAAGAGCUCUCGAGCCAGCAUGAUAAAGUGGGUGAGAGGGGUGCUGAGGGGUCCCAAGCUGGAGGAGAAAUCCAGGUAGGGGGGCAGAAGGACGGACACCAUGAAGAUGAUAGAAUGUGUCAAAAGCGGUGGAUGAAGGAGAUGCUGCCAAGGCAAAAUAAGGAGGGGCAUGGUACCAUGGUGCUGAAGUCGGAAACAGGGGGUCUCCCAAAAGCCCUGAGCAGCAGCAGAGGGGGAGAGGAGGAGGAGGAGGCCAUUUCAAACCAAAGCCAAACAAAAUCCAAAUGUUCUUUAUUACCUCAACAGAGCCAGCAAAGCGCUUCUUCCAGCAUGGCAAAGACCAGUGGCAAGCUCGACAGCAAAACAGCUGCCUCUCCAAAGUCCUCCCAGACUCCUCCCACCUCUCCAAAAGCUUCCCCUUUUCUUUCCUGCUCUCCAAAGCACUUCACCUGUCCAUCCUACUCUUCUGGCCUGCAGAGCGACAUGGAGGCAAAAGACAUAACAGGAGAUCAGGGCUGGAUAUCUGGGUUUCCUCAGAGCUUUAAAUCCCAGCAGUCGUGUCUGGCUUUUCCAUUGGCAGGUAUGGAGGGGGCCAAUGCGCCUGCUGAGGAAGACGGGCCAGCAGGGAUUUCUCACUUUUCCAUUUCCAGUGGAAAUGGUUCCAAAGCUCCAGAACCAAAUGACAGCCAUCUUGAGAUGGAUGUCGAGAGAGAAAACGAAGGAGAACAGAAAGAAGCUGUCCCCAAAAACCUCAACCAAGAGCUCUCCCCAAAUUCACUGACGAGUCACAUGACUGUCAUGCACUCACGAAAUUCCUGCAAGACGUUGAAAUGCCCCAAGUGUAACUGGCACUACAAGUCCCAGCAUACACUGCAACUCCACAUGAAAGAGAAGCAUCCCGAGACGGGUGGCCAUUGUGUGUGCACUGCCUCCAGUGGGAAAUGCGUUUGUGGCACUUCUACGCGAGGUGUGUGUGGCUACUGCAGUUCAGGGAAACCCCAUCCCCGCUUGGCACGGGGCGAAACCUAUGCCUGUGGCUACAAGCCCUACCGCUGCGAAGUGUGUGACUACGCUACCUCGUCGAAAGGCAACCUCAGCAUACACAUGCAGUCAGACAAACACCUUAAUAAUGUGCAAAAUGGGGGACACGCCAAUGGCCAGAUGCACACUUCGCAUGUUAAUAACAACAAUAGUAGUUCUUCUAACGGAGCCACAAUGGACGAGCCGACAUACAAGCACCCACUUUCGAUUACAACAUCUAACGCCCAGCCAGCCAAGCUCACACAACCUGCACACUCUCCCUCACAUGGCAAGCGGUGGCGAUGUGACGUCUGCGACUAUGAGACUAGUAUCGCCCGUAACCUACGCAUACACACUACCAGUGAGAAACACACACAUAACAUGUUGAGGCUGCAGAGGGGUUACUAUCUGUCCCACUGCAGAAGCCUUGCUCCCCAUCUGAAACACCUACAAAGCACAGGUGGGGAGCUGUCCUUGAACAUGAGACUGACCACUCAACAAGUCACCGAACAGCCUGUACCCCUUGGCUCAACAUUGACUCCUUCCCCGUCACCUUCACCCUCUCCCCCGCCAGCUCUUUCUUUUUCUCCCACCGGGCCUCUCUCGCAGGGUGUGUUCCAAUGCCUCGUCUGUUCCUGCUUCUCUUCUGACAGUCUAGAGUCCAUGGAGCAGCACCUGAACGCCCCUCGCUCCCUGCCCCAGUCCGAAUGGUGCUCUUUGGUAACCGGUGGCUGUCACUGCAGGCUGUGCGGCUACACCACCCCACUGAGGGCUAACUUCUCCUUGCACUGCCAGACUGACCGACACAGAACCCGCUACCAGCUCGCAGCUCAUGUUCAAGAAGGGGGGAACCGGGGUCAGGAGGGUUCUGUGUUGAUAGCUAAGGGAAACCCUAUCCAGCUAAGGUGCAACCUGUGUGAAUAUGCGACAAGCAGUUUGGAGAAGAUACAAGGACAUUCCCGGAGUUCCAACCAUGAGUCCAGCGUCCGGGUUUACAGAUUCCUGCAGCAGUAUGACGGUGAAGUUGAUGGUGGCACAUGUGUAUUCCAUUGUCUCCUAUGCAACCACUCCUCUUCCUCUAAGCUUCAAGUUUUAAAACACAGUCAAACCCAGACCCAUCAGCAGAGAGAAAGUCUGCUACAGCUGCAGCCAAUGGGUGGAGAAGAGCUGGCAGCAAUCUUUACCAUCAGGAAAAAAACAGUUGGUGUUAUGGGAGAACUUAAUGAGGAGGAUACGGAAAAUUCCAGCGAGGUCACCACUGGUCCUUUGGACCAAACCAAAGAUCACUUGGGGGUUAAACAGAGUGAUUUGGAGCCGGAAGAAAAAGUGAAAGCGGAGGUGGACAAGAAGGAGUCAUUCAAGCGUCAAGUGUCUGAAUGUAGGGAAAUCACAACCAAACGUCUCCGAACACACCAGCAAAGUGAGAACCAGCAGACUGUCCAGUGCCCUUUAUGUCAAGAUAAAAUGCCAUAUGGACACCUUCGACCGCAUCUCACGCAUGUGCACAGUGUGGCACAGGACUGUGUAGAUAAGCUCAUCAGCACAGUGACAACACCCAUGGAGCAAGUUCAGCCUCAUCUGGAGAAUGAAAUACCAUCUGACCUGUGCAUGGAUGACACAAAAAGUCUUAAUAAAAAACAUGAACAGACAGAUCGUUCUCAUACAACAGAUUCCCUUACCUCAGAUGAUUCACCAAAAAACAAAAGCAUUUCAGGGGAGCACACCGAGGGAAAUACAGCCGCACCCAAAGAUGUCACAGCUCUACUCACCCCACCCCUGGAAGACAACACCACUCAGCCUUCCAAUGGAAGACUGGCUCCUCAAUCCCUAACUCAAACCCCCCCCUCCUCCCCAACUGGCGACCCCCCUCCUCUUUCUGAUCGCCAUGGUUACCGGUUUCGUUGCAGCAGGUGCAGCCUGGCGUUCCCCACUCAGGAGAAGCUCCAGCUUCACUGGCAGUAUCAUGCCAUGAGGGCAGCGACAGAAUGCCCCCUCUGCUCCAGACAGUGUCGCAGUCAAGAGGCCCUGCAGAGACACAUGCAAAAUACACACUCACAACCAGACAAUGCACAAAAUACAGCUUCACUCUUUCCUAUAUCCCAAAAUAUAGAACACACUAAGAUCUCAGUUCAACAAGACCUGAGUUUAUCACCCCAAGCUGGCCAAGAAGCAUGUGAGGGUGAGGAUGAAGAGAUGGAAGGAGUGAAUGAAGAGGAAGACAAAAUGGAAGGAAAGGAACAAAAAGAGGACUGUCAAACAAAAGAUAACCAGGCCGAUGAAACUGGUAGAGGUGUUGAGGAAUUAGCCGAGGCAGAAAAAGGGCUAAAUGAUGAAAUCCCGUCAGAAAUUAGAUCAAUUUCUCUUAUUAAAAAAAGCUCUAACCCAACAAUGGAUCGGUAUUUGGAUCCAUCGAGGCCAUACAAGUGCACCAUAUGUUCUGAAUCAUUUACCCAGAAGACAAUACUAUUAGUUCACUACAAUUCAGUAUCCCAUCUCCAUAGGGCCAGGCGAGCCCUGCAAGAUUCCAACACAGGUGUCUCUGCCACAGAGGCUACCCGUGGCCAAGAUCCCAGACCCUACAGGUGCAAACUAUGUGGUGUAGGCUAUAGCCAAAGCUCCACUUUGGACAUACAUCUACGCUCAGUUCUUCACCAAACAAGAGCUCGUGCUGCACAACACCCAGUGGCUAAUAAUUCUGCACCAAUAUCUGCCAGCACAACUAAUCUGCCUGCUAUAACUGAUAAGGAAAUGUGUAAAGGUUUUCCUUCCACCAGGAAGCCAGAUGUAGCUAGUUCUUCAUCAGGAUUAGUAUCUGAGCUACAAUCGACCAGCUCAACAGAAGGUCAGCAGGCUAAAAAGAGAGUGGCAGAACUGUUAGCGUCAAGAAACCAGCUACUACUAAUGCAACAGCAGCAGUUGGCUCAGGCACAGGCCCAAGCCCACUUACAACACACAGCCUUGCUCCAGGCCCAAGUAAUGCAGCAUCUUUCUUUCGGACCAGAAAGUCUCUUUCAGCACUUCUCUUUGGCACCGGACAACUUGCUGUCUCUGCAGCAACAACUUCUGCCCUUUUACUUUCCUGGAGAGAUGAAACUCAACACAGAAAUGGCAAUAAAGAGCUUGGAGCACAACCAACCAGAGGCGGCGAAGACAACCUUGAGUGAACAGGUUAAAAGAGAGGCCAAAAAAGAGAACAACCCUCAAGCAGAUGAAAAACUUAUUCAGAAUCAAAGUUCACUCUCAGAUGACAGCCCACCCCAAAAAAAUAUACCUUUUGACAGUGGCGUUGAACACGGUAGUAGUUCCUCGAGCAUCCCAAACGAAAAAGAAUACAACAAAAAUGUUGUUGAUGAAAAAGGCGAACUGUCAGUGCCUGUUGUGAAAAAUGAGCAUCCAGUGCAGGAAAAUGAUUCAUCCACGAUUAAUGUCCAGAAAGUACAGUGCCCUCCACCAAGAGUGCCAUAUGCUGCAGUAAAUGGGGAAGCUCUGAGGACCUUGCUGCAGAGUUAUGGCUAUGAAUUGGCACUACAAUAUAUACAAAGUCGACAUAGGCAUCAGCAGCAGAUUGCAACUCAAAUGUUAGAUAUGAGAAAUGAGUACUCAGAUAUUCAAAAGACGGAAUUUUACGUAGGGGAACAAAAAGAGCCUGUUGGAGCAGAUGAUGGAAAAAUGCAAAGCUGCAACAAAGAUAUCAAGAACGAAGUUGAAGAGAUACAGAACUUCAUAGGUAAACAUAAUCAGGGUGACAAUGAGGACACUGUUAUACUGUCAAGCAAAGAGAAAGGAUGCUGUGGAAGAGGAGAAAUGUGUAAAGAUUGUGGGAAGUUUUUUUCAGAUGCCAUGAUUUUAAAAAGUCAUGAGGAAUACAUUCACAGACAAGUACUUCCCACUGCGGCACUUGAGAGGUUUUCCAGAGAAUACAGACUACAAUACGAUCAAUUGUACCCCUUGAAAGAAAAUAAAUCGGGAGAGGAUUCAUCUCACAGUACAACAGUUGCAAUCCCAGAUAUUUCCUCGGAAUCACAACCUUUACCUGAAGCGGACAAGGUUCAAGCUAAAACAUCACCCCCAUCCUUUUUAUCGGAUCCCGAAACAAAGUCAUGUGCGACAACUGAAGACCAAAUAAAUGCCUCUAUAAUAUCUCCUACUUUAUCUUCUUCUCAUUUUAAAACAAUUCCACAAAAAGAGUUGCCACUGACAGUCAUGUCACCUCCUGUUGCUUCUCAAAAUGCAUCUCUGGCUAACAGCAAAAAUCCUCCCUUACCCAAAAUACCUAGACUUCCUCUGUCCCAGGUACCUAUUCCCCCAAUUACUUUACCAAAACUUCCCAUACCUCCAAUUCCUUUUCCAGUGGAGCUACCACUCAUUCCUCCAGUUGUGAUGCAGUCUGUGGGUCUUCAGCCCCCAACUUGGUUAGACUCCAGCGUGAGCCCAGAGUUGACAAAAUUCUACCAGUCUCAACUGCUUGGGCAACAGACACCUAUUAAUCCAACAGUGAUUUCUCAACCAUCCCAACUAAGCCCCACAAUGCUCAGUCAGCCUACUCAAGUCAAUACUCCAUUGCUGAGUCAACCAGCUCAGAGUAGCACCAUUCCAACAGGGCAGGAACCCCAAGUCAGCCCAACAUUACUGGAGCAACAGCAGGGCAAAAGAACACGUACUCGAAUCUCCGAGGACCAGCUGGCGAUCUUGAGAAAACACUUUGAUAUCAAUAGCCUACCUAGUGAAGAGGAACUAAUCAAAAUAUCUGGUCUUUCUGGUCUACCUCAAAAAGUCAUCAAACAUUGGUUUCGCAAUACACUUUUCAAAGAGCGCCAACGCGACAAAGACUCACCAUAUAAUUUUAAUAACCCCCCCACCACAGCCCUUGAGGAAUUGAGAGAGGAAGUCACACAGAAUCCAUCUCUGACACUGUCACCAUCUUCACCGUCUCCUGCACCAACAGACACUUCGCAUCAAAUCCUGUUGACAGAUAUCCACAGAAGCAAUACCCACAAGGGUAGGCGCUCUUCUCGAACCCGCUUUACAGAGAAACAGUUAGAGAUGCUGCAGGGGGUGUUUGAAGCAACUCCCUAUCCUAGAGAGGAGGAAUAUGACAGGCUGUCUGCCCUGUUGUCGCUCCCGAACAGAGUAAUUGUAGUAUGGUUCCAAAAUGCUAGACAAAGAGCCCGUAAGAGCCAGGACAGAGGGACCGAUGAUGGAAUAGAGGAGAUGAGCCAACUUGACAUUCUUAGAAAGGGAGACGGAUACCACAAGAAUGACGAUACUGAGGAUAAUAGCAAUGGGGAUGAAGAGCAAAAUGACUCACAUAAUGAAAAUUCCAUGGAUCUGACAUAUGAAUAUUAUAACCAUCCAGACUCUCCCGUCCUUGAUUCUUCUACCGUUUACACUGAUAGCAAGCAUUUGAUGGACAGUGAGGAAUCAAUACCCACCGUCAAUAAACAAGAAAAUAAAACCACUACUCUUCAAACCAACCAAACUGAACAAAAAGAAAUGACAGUUAUUAAUAAUGAAAGCAAGGAAACAGUGUGGGCAAUACAAAAUGUGGCCUCCCCAAAAGCUGAAAAACUGGUCCAAACUCAGCAAGAAAGUCCAACAGAACAUUCUCAGUCUCAAUCCUCUGUUCUCUCGCAAAUCACAGUACCGGACAACCCAUCAUCAGUAUGUGAAUCAAGCCAGGAGUAUAAACAGAGUUCAUCCCUGAAUACAUCGUUUGAAAAACCUGCAGCUACAUCACCAAACUUACCCUUGUCUUCUGAGUCUGAAAAAAGUCCAACCUCUGAGCCUGAUGCGCCCUUCCAUGUAUCAUCGGAGAACCAGUCGCUAAAUGGAAUUCCAGUGCCAAACCUUUUUCAGUGCACUCUAUGCCCAAUGUCCCUGUCGUCAUUCCAGAUGUGGCAGGAACAUCAGACAAGGCACCUACUUGCAGCUCAGUCCCAGGUCCAACUUCUUCAUUCUGGUUUUACGGACAGAACUUUGCCAUACAUGAUGAUCCACUCUAACCACUCCCUAAUGGCAAGCCAAAUGCUCUCAGGUGCUAUGACACAGUUGCACCCAAAUACCACAAAUCCCAUAAUUUCUCACUUAAAUAGCACACAUGUUAAGAACUCACUAGCUGACCUGUCUGAGACUUCAUUGAAGCAGAACCCAAAGCUAAUGUCGGAGAGCAGUUUUGAUGCUCAAAGGUAUAGUAGAGAUGUUGAGGAAGAGCAUAGAAGGGAUAAACGUCAGAGAACCACCAUCACUCCAGAACAGCUUGAAGUGUUGUAUCAGCGUUACAGCUUGGACUCCAACCCCACCAGAGGAGUACUGGAAGGCAUUGCACAGGAUGUGGGCCUCACAAGGAGAGUGGUUCAGGUAUGGUUUCAAAACACACGUGCAAGAGAAAGAAAAGGGCAGUUCAGGUCAAUGGGACCAGGAUCUAGUUUCAACAUGGGCUUGAACCAUCUUCGCUGCCCAUUCUGCAGAGCUCUCUUUAAGGUGAAAAGUGCACUGGAUGCCCAUAUGAGAUCACGCCACUGGGCAGAAGCUGAAAGAGCAGGCUACAACUUAUUAAUGAGUAAUGGAUCCAGCGGGACCAAUGUGGUGGCUGUGUCUUCCGUCAUUGACAAACCAGGUCCAUCGAUAUCCUUUGUCCCAGACACUAGCAUUACCAUCAGCAGCAACGAACAAACAGUGAAGGCACCAAUUACAUUUCUGUCUACAACCAAUGAUAUCAACAACCAAGCGAAGUAUGAUGACUUUGAAGAAGAUGACGAAUGUGAAGAGGGUUCAAGUGUGACUGACCAAGGGCCUCUGAGUGCUGAGGAAUCAGGGGGUCCAAGUUCAGAUUGGAGCGAAACUCUGCAGCCACACCACCAUCAGCACCAACGCCAAAGGACACAGAUGAGCCACUUCCAAGUACUUCAGCUAAGAGACUUCUACAAGAGUCACCGUACACCAAAUCGACAUGAGUGUGAGGCACUCGGCCGAGAAUUGGGACUACCUCACCGUGUGGUGCAGGUUUGGUUCCAGAAUGCCAGAGCCAAAGAGAAGAGGGCAAGAACCCUGAGCUCUGACUCUGCUGAAAGAGAGCAAGCGGAAUUGACAGCCGGUGCAGGGGAGAGAGACCGUGCUUAGAGAGGGCCCAUUCUUCUUUGCCUACUGUCAAAGUCUUGUACAAACUUCACUUUGCUGCCAAACCUGUUUCCUGAGCACCCCAAAGAUGCAGAGCCAUCAUGGCCCAAAGAGAACCCUUAUCAGCUGAAACUAAGGCCAAACUAAGACCUUGCAACUUUUCUCUUUUUAUAUUGCUCUCCCGUACGCGAUAUUUCUUUCCUUGUUGCCCCUCUGUUAUGAUGUGUCAGACACCUUUCUACAACCAAACUUCACAUUGAACACUCUUACCCCCAACGACAACAACAACACAUAGGCCAAAGAGCAUUCUCCAAGUACUUAUGUGACCUCACUGCCUGGUUAGACCUGUAGUCUACCUCCCGGUCACCAUGAUAGACUCGAAGUGGCCCCUUCAACCAGACAGUGCUAGAGGACUAGCAGUGUAGCAUGUAGCGCUGGUCUUCAAAAGGCUUGAACAGGAACUUUCAAAGAGAUUUUAGUGUAAAUAGAGUGCUCUAAAAGAUAAACUUGAAAAAAAAGAAAGCAGUUAAUGAUGGAAGAUGAUGAGGAGGAAACCAAGUAAUAUCCCAAAAUAGACGGUGGUAUUUCCAUUGAGCUUUUGUAAAGACUGACUCAGAUUCCAAAGCUCGUAACCAAAAUUUUACAUGUUUGUCAUUUCAUCGUGUUUGUUUUCAUUAACAAACUUCAGAGCUGACGUCUGUACAGUGAAGUGUGAGACCUGCAUCUGGCACAGGAAAAGAUGGAAUACUUGGACUGAUUGAGUCAGUGCCAGAGUGCAGCUCCACCCACCAUAAGCCAAUGAUGAGUCUUCUGUUGUAUAUGGACACCUUCUAUGUUCCUUUUGUGGAUAAUAGCCCAAAUAGCACAGAGCAGAAAGGCAAGUUUGCCCUGAGACGGGCAGACUAUUUUUAUAGCAUUCAACCAUAAUACUGUAUAUGAUGACUUUUAACCAAACUCAAAUUUACAUUGUGUGUGUCUAGUAAUAGUUUCUUAUUAUAAAUCUAAUGAAUUGAGCUCAACUGUCUUGCUUCGGUAUAAUAGUGUCAUGAUUAUGAAAAGAUUGUGACAGCUUUGAUAUGUUCAGGUAAGGAUUAACUGCCUUUCUGUUCUUUGAAAUAUACCAAUGGAUUACCGAUGUGAGAUGAAUAUUAAGCUUUCUACGCUCAGGUCAGCAGCUCAAAAUGACUCCACCUUCAAUGUGAACUUUGUUUUCUGUCUCUAAAGCAGAAAGAGGGCACAAUUUUGGUUGGGACGAAGUAUUACAUUGACAAAAACAUCUGUGUAUACUGUAUCAAAGAUCUGAGCUUUACAUCUCAAAUAGAUUGUUACAAAAACCUUAUCGAAAAGUGUUUAAUAGCGUGAGGGGUAAAUGUACAGUACUUAGCUUUCGUAUGGUUGACUCAAGACUUCAUUGGAUGUUUAAAACGCAGCUCCUGUUUUGAUACACCAACAAGGAGCUUCUGCACAAAGCAGAGGAAAAACUUGAUGAUGGAUGUUAUCGAUGUUAUUUUUGUACUCUUAAUUUAUUUUCCCUUUCCUCUCAUUUAAGUGGUUUUAUUUCACUUUCUUAUUUGCAACCAGUCCCGAUCUAAGUGUAAUAAUACUACUACUAAUAAUAUAACAAUAAUCGCUAAACAAUAAUUAAUGCUUUAAGACAAAAAUCCAAAGACGUGAUAAUACUUUAACCGUAAGACCUACAAAAAUAAGUGCUACUGUGUACUUGAUGAUGUUUUACUGUUUUUAAAGAAGGAAGGAGUCCCUAUAUCUAAGCUACUGUUUUCUGCCUCUCAUAAGCACACUGGAGUACUCUGUAACCAAAACCCCAAACUAGAGCCAUGGCAGUCUGUAAUAUAGUGGUUUAAAGAGUUAUACUUUUCUGAGAAAUGUUGCUGUUUAAUAUGUUUUUUUUUUUUUAAUUAUUAUUAUUUUUGACCAUAGUGUUAAACUCCAGCCCUUAAGGAUGUCCAGUUUGCUGCUAAUGUACUGUAGUUUCUAAUGUUACUGUAGAAAGAUGCAUGCUCUGAUCGCUUUACCACUAGGCUUUAAUGACUACAAACUGUAAUAAGGAUACCUGCAAUGCUGUUGAUGAACUGCUACUGUUAUUCUGUUGGAAACAGACCGGUACUUGGGGCUAAAUUCCAUCAAGUUGGCUUUUCAUUAAUUGAUUCGUAGAAGACAAUAACUAUUUUUUUCAAACAAGAAAGAACAUCCAGCUACCGCUAAAUGGGUUCAAUAUGUUUACUUGUCAAACACAGUAACUUGUAUCAUAUUUGGUGGAGUUCAGCCCUAGAUUUGUAAGGUUUUUUUUUCUUCUGUGGUUCGAUGUCUCUACUCCAUUUCCCCAGUGAAAAAAACUGCUUUCCAAAGGAUGUGGGUUGACCAAUGCUGUCCUGUUUUGUUCUCAAACUAACAAAUGUUUACGACAAUACCAAUGAGCUUUCUUCUGUACAGAAAUGUGCAUUCCAAAAACCACAAAGACAAUUUUUGUACACCUGAUUCUUUUCUGAUUUUUAUUUCAUUGAUCUGUCUUGAUCUUUGGUUACUAAGAUGUACAUAUUGGGGGGGUCUUCUGCUGUGAAGGGACUCCUUACUGUAGGUAAAAUUGAAUUUUUUUUGUUUUGUUUUUACUUUCCCUGGAUAUGUUGUUGCCAUAGUGAUGACCAAAAAGAUACCUGUGAUGUGCACCUGUCCUAAUGUCUUGCUCCAGUGGUUAUGUGUGUCUCUAUAAUAUUCCCUACCCCCUCUUCUUUCCCUACUGGUGUUUCUCUUUACCUUACCACUCCCAUAUUCCACUGAGCUAAAUAAAGUCUGCUUUGGUGCAUGCUCUGGUCUCAUCCCUUUCGUCUCACGCUCUAUGUUGCACAUUCUGUGUUAUGCGGAGAUGUUAAUAUUUUUAUUCAUAAAUCUUCAUAUUCCAGGUGGUAUUUUCUGUGGUGUCGUGUGCAUGGCUGGAAGGCUUUCAGUGUGCAAUGGUGUGUGCGUAACAGCAAGCGAAGCUCUUUGGUGAAUGGAGCCAUGACCUCUUGGGUCACUUCAUUAAUUACAUCUGUGACAUUCAGCCAGAUGAGUUUCCUUUGUGACUAAAUGAUAUGAGGAAUAUUAACGACUUUGGAUGAAUUACACCGCCGCUCCUGCUGAUGAUGAUAAUGUGUUUUACGACUCUAGGAGAGAGGGGAGCUAAAAUUGCUCACCACAGCACAUUUAGGGCACGCACAUUUUAAUAUGCAAGAUUUUCAAGACUGAGAGAUUACAGUUUUUUAAUUCUAUCAUUUGGGUUAUUUUUUGACAGAAUGACAGGGAGUGAAAUUGUUACUAGUCUGAAGCAAAAAUUGGUGACUGAUGUUGAAACCAUUUGUUCAUUCAUUGCGGGGCAUCGAGCCAACGGUACAAAAACUGUUGGGGAAAAAAAACUGAACAAUGGUAAAGCAAACACAGAAGAGGGCUUAAGAUUGCUUUGCGCCUGAUGAUAGCCAUCUUAGAAAGUCAUCCUGAUAAAGUGAUCCCCCACCAUUUUUCCUUCUCUCUGUCCUCCCCCCUCUUAAUCAAAUGAGCACUGUGCAGCUGGUGGGGUUGCAGCAAAA
This is a messenger RNA of Corythoichthys intestinalis (scribbled pipefish), 12310 nucleotides long. Its product is annotated as zinc finger homeobox protein 3-like. The record is from RefSeq and is a predicted model, not a curated record. Gene Ontology annotation, cellular component: nucleus. Gene Ontology annotation, molecular function: RNA polymerase II cis-regulatory region sequence-specific DNA binding; DNA-binding transcription factor activity, RNA polymerase II-specific. Gene Ontology annotation, biological process: regulation of transcription by RNA polymerase II. Bases 441 to 8732 code for a protein of 2763 amino acids. The transcript is spliced from 11 exons. NCBI's taxonomy places the organism in Eukaryota, Metazoa, Chordata, Actinopteri, Syngnathiformes, Syngnathidae.